GCAAGCACGGGGGUGAAGUGAACUACUGCUCUUGCACUCGAAGCCAUAGCUUGCCGUUGGCACUUAUUUCAACUUUUUACAUUUAGGAUUUCAAUUGUGAAGUCAGGAUGGAACGGCGUCUUGUAUCGUAUGCAAAUACGUCUGCUGACGUAGUAGAUCAUGUGGGUUUUGGCGUAGAUCCCCCAGUGAUCGCCAAUUUUUUGCGGCUGUUGUCUAUAGGAUUCGGUUAGAAUCUGCACUCGUGGAAAAGUACGCGAUUUUGGAGUCUUGCUGUCAAUAACCUCGCAUCUCAGGCUUUUCCGUUGGUGGUAGGCAGGUGAAGCAACAAGAGAACAUUGACUGAGAAUAAGGGUGGCAGAGGAGGAAAACUGGCCACACAGGACCUGGCCAUCACCACAAACAUUAUUCUUAAGAGGAAGAAGACCAUCUCUGACAGAGUAGACUGUGUGGUCUGGGAUGAAGUCUCAUGAAGUCUUCAAUAGGAGCUGACAUUAAGAGUCAGCGGAAUCAUCUUUUACUGAUCCUCCACCAGACCAAGACCUGCCGAUUGCCCAUCAUCAGAUUCCCCCCGCAUUGCACCAUCUUACUCCCUGACCAUGGCUAGUCGGAGAAAGUCAACAACACCCUGCAUGAUCCGACCAGAUGAAAUGGUAGCAACAGAUGAUGAAGAUGAAAUGGAUUCCUGUGUAGACAGUACAGAGGAGAAUGGAUCCUCACAUGUUUCAUCUAAUGAGGACUGGACAGACAGAAAUAGUUAUGUGAACUCAAUGCACAAGGCAGCAGAGGAGGAGAAACCAGAGUUAAAAACUCAACCUCAGAGGAAAAUCCAGGGAGGCUAUGAGUGCAAAUACUGUCCUUUUUCUACACAAAACCUCAACAAAUUCAAAGAGCAUGUUGAUUCCAACCACCCAAAUGUUAUACUCAACCCACUAUACUUGUGUGCGGUUUGCAAUUUCAACACAAAAAAGUUUGAUUCUUUGACAGAACACAAUGAGAAAUGUCAUCCUGGGGAAAGCAACUUCAAGUUUAAGAGGAUCAAACUCAACAGUCAGACCAUUCUAGAACAGACAAUCGAAGGUUCUAACUGCGCAGUCAUCUAUGAUGCAGCCAGCCCUCAGUCACGAGACUUCACUGCUUUUCCUCUGAGCAAAUCCUUGACAGUUAAGAUGGGUAAGCCAAAAGCAGACAGUAUAUCAGACAGUAUAUGGUUUCCAGGAGAUAGUAAGUUGGAUAAACUCACUCCAGAGCUAUCUAAAAAGAAAAUUACUGCAGUGAAUGUGAAUGGGACUGUGAUAAUCCCAGAUGCAACUCUUAAAGAUGGCCUUUCUCAUAUAAUGCCCUCCCUGCAACGCCCACCUAACUAUAAUUUGGUUCCAAAAAUUGCCGUCCCCUUGAACACUUCAAAAUACAACCCCUCACUGGAUGGCAACCUGACCCUCAUCACUUCCUUUAACAAGUUUCCCUAUCCUACUCAAGCAGAGCUUUCUUGGCUCACUGCAGCCUCUAAACACCCAGAAGAACAAAUUAAAGUGUGGUUCACUACCCAAAGGCUAAAACAAGGUAUUAGCUGGUCUCCAGAAGAGGUUGAGGAAGCACGAAAGAAAAUGUUCAACGGAACAAUUCAGCCUGAUCAAAAAACUUUCACUGUUUUACCUGCUCAGUUAACACAGUCCACUAAAGCUUCACAGUCCCUAAUCCAGACCAUCCCUUGCCAUGUCCUUGGACAAUCCAGCCUAGUGUUGACACCAGUUGCCAAUGGCUCCUCUGUAACUAGUGCUCCUCUCACACUAACAGUUGCAAAUCAAAUAGCACAGGGUGUCAAGAGGCCCCACACAGCACCACUGGCUGCUGCUGAGGUAAAGAGGCCUUCAAUAAUCCAGUCCAUUCAGAGUACUCCCAAGUCUGUCUCUCCAACACAAAGUCUUUCUUCAGAUUGUGAAAAAACGUCUGAUCAGAUCAGAGAACUGACUGCCAGCUAUGCUCGAUGCCAGUUUCCUGAUGAUGAAGAAGUGUAUCGUCUCAUCGAGAUGACUGGGCUCUCUUGGGGAGAGAUCAAAAAAUGGUUCAGUGAUCAACGCCAUGGUAACCUGAAGGCAGUGCAACAAAUUCAAAUAGACCUCUCUACGAAGGACAGCCAACCUUAUAAACCUGUUGCCACCCAGUUUCCACUUCUUGAGAGAGUAAAAGGUAAAUCCACUGAGCAAAUGAAAAAGUUAGAGGAAAGUUUCCAAAGGACUUGCUUUCCAACCCUGGCUGAGAUAGAGCACCUUGUGGCUGAAACCAGGCUUGCCAAAAAUGAAAUAGACUGCUGGUUUACAGAGCGUCGUGCACUACGAGACAACUUGGAACAAGCCUUGCUCAACUCGAUGGGAUCAAAACGACUGGAGCAUCAUCUACAAAUUGGGGCACUGAAUGGAGACCAUGAGCAGGACAGUCAAGCCAGGGACUCUCCUCUUCCCAUUCUCACGUCCUCCAUGUGUCCAGAGGACAUUGACAGCAAGUCUCUUGGCCUUCUUAAGGACAUGUUUGCAAAAACUCAGUGGCCCGCACCAGAGGAGUACAACCAACUAGAAAUCCAAACAGGGAUUGUUCGUACAGAAAUUGUUCGCUGGUUUAAGGACAACAGGUCUGCUCUGAAGAAUGGAACCUUAGAUUGGCUGGAGCAAUUUCAGAAUCUUAGCAACAAAAGACAGAAUGGGCAGAACAACUCCUUGAUUGGAGAGCACGCACAAUGUGUUAUGCAGAGGCACUUUAAUGAGGCAAUGGUGCAAAAAGGGGAAGGUUUUGAGAAGCUGGCAGAACAGUCAAAACUAACCAACCAGGACAUAGUUGAAUGGUUCACCAGUAAACUGGUGCCUGACAUCAGCAAGAGCAAGGACCAACAUGGACAGACAAGUGUAGACGGCAAGAGGUGGAUAUCCUUGGCAGCUGACGGAAAAAACUAUGAUGCACAGAAAGUGUCACUAGACCUUGAAGUGCUGUCAGCAGAGCACAGAGUGACAGGAUGAACUGGAGGAAAUCAGGCUGAUAUGAAUGAACUAGAUAGGCCUGAUGAUUAAGGAAUAUCAUCGUGUAUGGAACCAAUAAUCUCAUAUCUGGACUCCGACGUUAUCAGAGAUAUGGACUUGGAGAGUCUGAAUCACUGUCCGGAGAGUGACCAUGCAGUGCCAAAGUUUGACUGCUAUGUUAUUAUUGUUUGUUUUUUAAAAGGGCCCUUGUAAAUAUUUUUUUCUGUACGUAACAGAUUUGUAAAAACAAUUUUGAAGAUAAGACUUUUACAUUUGAGUCCCAAGACAUUUCCCUUAAACCUUAUAAUGGAAUGUUAAAUAAUUUUUGUGAGAGGACACAAAACCAAGCCACCUGCUAGUGAAGCUGGCAUAGUUGAAUCCAAGAGAACAUAUUGUGGUCCAUGAUAGACACAU
Messenger RNA from Xyrauchen texanus (razorback sucker), 3422 nucleotides. RefSeq names its product zinc fingers and homeoboxes 2a (gene zhx2a). Gene Ontology annotation, molecular function: DNA binding; DNA-binding transcription factor activity, RNA polymerase II-specific. The record is from RefSeq and is a predicted model, not a curated record. Gene Ontology annotation, biological process: regulation of transcription by RNA polymerase II. Bases 597 to 3008 code for a protein of 803 amino acids. The transcript is spliced from 4 exons. Gene Ontology annotation, cellular component: nucleus. Lineage: Eukaryota; Metazoa; Chordata; Actinopteri; Cypriniformes; Catostomidae.